CUGACGACUGUCUUGAUCGAAGAUAUCAUCAUUUACCAUCACAUUCUUUCAUCUCAAAAUAAUCCAAUUCCAUAAUCCCAGCAUUCCAAUCAUGCUUUCUCUUCGUGCCAUUGCGCGCUCAGCUCCGCGCGCCGUCUCCAGGCUCACAGUCUCCGCUGCUCGCCGCUCAGCAGCUCCUAUUUCCAUUCAGUCAUCAUGGAUGCCAAUCCGCACACAAGCCGCCGCCGCGUUCUCUACAUCGAGAAUGUACAAGGCAACGGCAGGUGAGGUUGACGAUGAGCUCGUCGCCAAGCUUGAGUCUGAGAUUUCGAUGGAGCAAGAGAUGAAGGAGAACAGCGAGGUCCCGCAAAGCGUUAGGGAGUACCUCGAGAACGGACCCUUCGAGAUCCAAGAUGUUGAGGGAUCGGAGGAAGUCGUAUUGACGAGGACAUACGGCGAGGAAUCUAUCCGCGUCUCCUUUUCCGUUGCCGACUUGAACGCCAUCGACCCCGAAGCCGACUAUGAGGACCGCGCCAUGGCUGAUGAGGAGGAUAUUGAGCAGCAAGAGAAGGAACUUGCAGAGGAGGAGGGCGAGUCCGAGGCCACAGACUCCUUCCCAGUCCGCAUCAACGUUAUCAUCGAGAAGGCAAACAAGGGCGCGCUCGCCGUCGAGACCAUUGCCCAGGAUGGACAAAUCAUCAUCGACAACGUCUACUACUACAAGGAUGCCGCGCAGGCACGCGCCAAGACCGCUGAGCUGGCACACACCAGACAGGACCUCUACGUUGGCCCACCAUUCGGCAACCUUGAUGAGGAUCUCCAAAUUACUUUGGAGAGAUACCUGGACGAGAGAGGCAUCAACACCGCUCUGGCUCUCUUCGCCCCUGAUUACAUAGACAUGAAGGAGCAGAAGGAGUACCUGGCAUGGCUGGCGAAUGUCAAGGGCUUCGUUGAGGCUUAAAUGGGGGAUUGGUGAUACUUUCAUGCUUGUUUUUUACAUAUCCACUCUAAUGGCGAAACGUGUAUAAUAUUAGUGUACGAUGAUAGAUUGGAGAUUUGGGCCUAGGAUGUCUCUCAUAGUUGUAUUUUAGACCAUCAAAUUAUUGGCAA
Messenger RNA from Pseudogymnoascus verrucosus, 1089 nucleotides. RefSeq names its product Mitochondrial acidic protein mam33 (gene MAM33). The record is from RefSeq and is a predicted model, not a curated record. Gene Ontology annotation, biological process: cytosolic ribosome assembly. Bases 92 to 940 code for a protein of 282 amino acids. NCBI's taxonomy places the organism in Eukaryota, Fungi, Ascomycota, Leotiomycetes, Thelebolales, Thelebolaceae. The transcript has 2 exons. Gene Ontology annotation, cellular component: mitochondrial matrix.